CCGAGCCGGGAGCCGAGCGCGCUGGGCGCGGCCGUCCCGCUGCAACUGCCGCCGCCGCCUCCGAGCCCCGAGUGCGCCCGCGGCCAUGGCCCCAGCGGCAGCGCCAGGCGCCUGAGCCCCGGGACGCGAGCACUGGAGGCAGGCGGCCGGCUGUUCGGGCGCAACGGAGAGGCCGACAGAAGGUGAGCGCUGUGGGCGAUGGGAUGGAUGAGGCGGAGCAGGACCAGCAUGAGGCCCGACUCAAGGAGCUGUUUGACAGUUUUGACACGACGGGCACCGGGUCCCUGGGACAGGAGGAACUCACCGACCUUUGCCACAUGUUGAGCUUGGAAGAGGUGGCCCCGGUGCUGCAAGAGACGCUGCUUCAGGACAACCUCCUGGGCAGGGUGCAUUUUGACCAAUUUAAAGAAGCAUUAAUACUUAUCUUGUCUAGAACUCUAUCAAAUGAAGAACACUUUCAAGAACCAGCAUCUGUGGGUGUCAGCUGCCAACAAGUAGCUCGGGUGUCUGGGCCGCUCCUGAACGCUCACAAGCUGACACACUGUCUUCUGAUAAAAGACUGCACUCUCGAAGCUCAGCCCAAAUAUGUUAGAGGUGGGAAGCGUUACGGACGAAGGUCCUUACCCGAGUUUCAAGGAUCCGUGGAGGAAUUUGCAGAGGUGACAGUGAUUGAGCCACUCGAUGAAGAAGCAAGGCCUUCACACAUCCCAGCCAGCGACCGCGGUGAGAACUGGAAGACGCAGCACAGCGAGGAGUAUGAAGCAGAAGGCCAGUUAAGAUUUUGGAACCCAGAUGAUUUGAAUGCCUCACAAAGUGGGCCUUCCCCUCCCCAAGACUGGAUAGAAGAGAAACUGCAGGAGGUUUGUGAAGAUUUGGGGAUCACCCGUGAUGGUCACCUAAACCGGAAGAAGCUGAUCUCCAUCUGUGAGCAGUAUGGUUUGCAGAAUGUCGAUGGAGAGAUGCUUGAAGAAGUCUUCCAUAAUCUUGAUCCUGAUGGUACGAUGAGUGUAGAAGAUUUUUUCUACGGCUUGUUCAAAAAUGGAAAAUCCCUUACCCCAUCAGCAUCUACCCCAUAUAGACAAUUGAAAAGGCACCUCUCCAUGCAGUCUUUCGAUGAGAGUGGACGACGGACCACAACCCCGUCUGCGAUGACAAGUACCAUUGGCUUUCGGGUCUUCUCCUGCCUGGAUGAUGGGAUGGGCUAUGCAUCAGUGGAGAGAAUACUUGACACCUGGCAUGAAGAGGGCAUUGAGAACAGCCAGGAGAUCCUGAAGGCCUUGGAUUUCAGCCUUGAUGGAAAUGUUAAUUUGACAGAACUGACGCUGGCUCUUGAAAAUGAACUUUUGGUUACCAAGAACAGCAUUCACCAGGCAGCUCUGGCCAGCUUUAAGGCUGAGAUCCGGCAUUUGCUGGAGCAAGUUGAUCAAGUGGUCAGAGAAAAAGAGAAGCUACGGUCAGAUCUGGAAAAAGCUGAGAAGCUCAAGUCUCUAAUGGCCUCAGAGGUGGACGAUCACCACGCAGCCAUAGAGCGGCGGAAUGAGUACAACCUCAGGAAACUGGAUGAAGAGUACAAGGAACGAAUAGCAGCCUUAAAGAAUGAGCUUCGAAAGGAGAGAGAACAGAUCCUACAACAGGUGGGCAAGCAGCGUUUGGAACUUGAGCAGGAAAUUGAAAAGGCAAAAACAGAAGAGAAUUACACCCGGGACCGCCUUGCCCUCUCUUUAAAGGAAAACAGUCGUCUAGAAAAUGAGCUUCUGGAAAAUGCAGAGAAGUUGGCAGAGUAUGAGAAUCUGACAAACAAACUUAAGCGAAAUUUGGAAAAUGUUUUGGCAGAAAAGUUUGGUGACCUUGAUCCCAGCAGUGCUGAAUUCUUUUUGCAAGAAGAAAGGCUGACACAGAUGAGAAAUGAAUAUGGGCAGCAGUGCAGGCUAUUACAAGACCAAGUAGAUGAACUCCAGUCUGAGCUGGAAGAAUAUCGUGCACAAGGCAAAGUGCUCAGACUUCCCUCGAAAAACUCACCAUCAGAAGAACUUGAUCUUAACAGUGGUUGCGUCGAGCCUGACCAGGAUGCCAGUUGUGUUAUUGAAAGAACCUGCUGCAGGGUCAACAGAUCCGAUGUGUUUUCAGGGCUUGGUUCUGAAGAAUGCAAUCCAUUGAAUAUGAGCAUCGAGGCGGAGCUGGUCAUCGAACAGAUGAAAGAACAACAUCACAGGGACUUGUGUUGCCUGAGACUGGAGCUUGAAGAUAAAGUGCAUCAUUAUGAAAAGCAGCUAGAUGAAACCAAGGUUGCCUGUAAAAAGGAGCAGGAGAACGUGAAGCAAAAGUAUGAGAAUGAAGUGCACAUCUUGGAAGAACAAAUAAGUGACCUUAAAAAUGAAAUUGCAGAACUUCAGGGCCAGACAGUGGUACUCAAGGAGGUACAACACACGGCUAUCUGCAGACAUGAGGAGGAGAAAAAACAACUGGAAAUGAAGUGGGAUGAGGAAAAGGCUCACCUGCAGGAGGAGUUGAGGCUGGAGCAUGAGAUGGAGCUAAGGGCUAGGCUGCAGCAGGCAGAGGAAAGCUUUAAUGAAGAGAGGGAAAAACUCAUUCAAAAUGGUGCCUGGACAGAAGAGAAGGUGAGAAGCUUGACUCAGGAACUAGAACAAGUUCACCAGGAGCAGUUGAAAAGCCUGGUGGAGAAGCAUACUCUUGAGAAAGAGGAAUUGCAAAAAGAGCUCUUGGAAAAACACCAAAGGGAACUACAUGAGGGAAGGGAAAAAAUGGAAACUGAGUGUAAUAGAAGAACCUCUCAGAUAGAAGCCCAGUUUCAGGCUGACUGUCAGAAAGUCGCUGAGAGAUAUGAAAAUGCUCUGCGAAGCCUGGAGGGGCACUACCGCCGAGAGCUGAAGGAGGUCCUGGAACAACAGCGCGAGGAGAGAUCCCAGUGGGAGUUUGAGAAGGAUGAGCUCACCCAGGAGUGUGCAGAAGCCCAGGAGCAGCUUAAAGAGACUCUCCAGAGAGAGAAAGCGACUUCUCUGGUCCUGACCCAGGAGAGAGAGAUGCUGGAGAAAACAUACACAGAACAUUUGAAUAGCAUGGUUGUUGAGAGACAGCAGCUACUCAAAGACCUGGAAGAUCUAAGAACUGUGUCGGAAAGUCAGCAAAGUCUGCUGUCCAGCCAGAUACUUGAGCUGAAGAGCAGUCACGAAAGAGAACUGAAGGACCGUGAGCAGGUCCUGUGCCAAGCAGGCGCCUCGGAGCAGCUGGCCAGCCAGAGGCUUGCAAGGCUCGAAAGGGAACGUGACCAGGAGAGGCAGGAAAUGAUGUCCAAGCUUCUGGCCGUGGAGAGUGUCUACAAAGCGACCUGUGAGAAAGCAGAUCGAGAGAGGGCUGAGAUGAGCACAGAAAUCUCCAGGCUUCAGAACAAAAUUCAGGAAAUGGAGCAGGUGGGAUCUCCUCCCUCCAGGCUUCAGAAUGGCUGCCAGGCAAUGGGAAGGGAGGAAGUGGAAGGAAGUGGAGCCAUGUCCCUGCUCCAGCAAGGAGAGCAGCUGUUGGAAGAGAACGGAGAUGUCCUCUUAAGCCUGCAAAGAGCUCAUGAACGAGCAGUGAAGGAAAAUGUGAAAAUGGCAACUGAAAUUUCUAGGUUGCAACAGAGGCUGCAAAAAUUAGAGCCAGAGUCAGUAAUGUCUUCUUGUUUAGAUGAGCCAACUACUGGGUUUUUUGGAAAUUCCAUGGAACAAACAGAGCCAUUUUUACUGCCAAACCGAAUGAAACAAGUAGAAGGUGGAACCAUGCAGCAUGUCCUAAGUGACCUGCAAGGCGAUGAGGUCCGGGAUCUGGAAAGUACGGGGACAAGCUCUGGUCAGAGACAGGCGGUCAGAAGAGAGGAGUCUGAAGCAUCAAUAGAGAGUUUUUCUGAGCUUGAAAAUAGUGAGGAGACCAGGACUGAAACCUGGGACCUAAAGAAUCAGAUUGGCCAGCUUCAGGAACAACUAAUGAUCUUACGUGCAGACUGUGAUCGAGCUUCUGAAAAGAAACAGGACUUACUUUUUGAUGUUUCUGUGCUAAAAAAGAAAUUAAAGACGCUUGAAAGAAUCCCUGAGGCUUCCGCCAAGUAUAAAUUGUUAUAUGAAGAUGCUAGUAGAGAAAAUGAGUGUCUUCAGGAAGAGCUGAGAGUGAUGGAGACGCGGUAUGAUGAAGCACUAGAAAAUAACAAAGAACUCACUUCAGAAAUGUUCCGAUUACAGGAUGAGCUAAAGAAAGUUGAAGAAGUGACUGAAACAUUCCUUAGCCUGGAAAAGAGUUAUGACGAGAUCAAAAGAGAAAAUGAGGAACUGCAUGUUCUGGUUUUGAGACUUCAAGACAAGAUGGAGAAGCUGCAAGAAAGAGCAGUGCUGCAGUAUGACUGCUUCUCCUUAUGGGAAGCCCAUUUAGAUAACCUGGAAGUCGGACCUGAUGAAAAGAUCCUGGAACUAAAUCAGACGCCGGAAGAGUGUGUACCAAAGAUUAUGAAUGUACACCAUAUUAUAGAAGAACACUGUCAAGAAAACCAGUACCUAGAGCAGGAGAAUACAGAGCUCUUAGAAAAAGUAAAGGCACAUGAAAUUGCCUGGCUACAUGGAACACUCCAGACACAUCAAGAAAAGCCUGGAGUACAGAACCAAGUAAUACUGGAGGAAAACACUGCUCUCCUCAGCCUUCAGGACAAACAUUUUCAGCGCCAGGCCACAAUCACAGAGUUAGAACGGGAGAAAAAGAAGCUGCAGGAGCUGACUAGAAAGUUGAGGGAAAGAGUCACUGCUUUAGUUAAGCAAAAAGAUGCACCUUCUCAAGGAGAAAAGGAGGAAGAGCUGAAGGCAAUGAUGCAUGACUUGCAAAUCACGUGCAGUGAGAUGCAGCAAAAAGUUGAGCUUCUGAGAUAUGAAUCUGAGAAGCUUCAAGAGGAGAAUUCUAUUUUGAGAAAUGAAAUUACUACUUUAAAUGAAGAAGACAGCAUUUCUAACCUGAAAUUAGGGAAAUUAAAUGGAUCUCAGGAAGAAAUGUGGCAAAAAAUAGAAACCGUAAAACAGGAAAAAGCUGCAGUUCAGAAGAUGGUUGAAAAUUUAAAGAAACAGAUUUCAGAAUUAAAAACCAAAAACCAACAGUUGGAUUUGGAAAAUAUGGAGCUUAGCCAAAAGAAUUCUCAAAAUCAGCAAGAACUGCAAGAAGUUAAUCAACGUCUGGCAGAAAUGCUAAGUCAGAAGGAUAAAGAGCCAGGACACAGUACAUGUGAGGAAUGGGAACAAGAGAAGUCUAAUCUAAAAGAAGAACUGGAACACUGUAAAGUGCAGUCUUCCACUUUAGUGUCUUCUCUGGAGGCAGAACUUUCUGAAGUUAAACUACAAAUUCAUAUUGUGGAACAGGAAAACCUCCUUCUCAAAGAUGAACUGGAGAAAAUGAAACAACUGCACAGAUGUCCCAAUCUCUCUGACUUCCAGCAAAAAAUUUCUAGUAUUCUAAGCCACAAUGAAAAACUGCUGAAAGAAAAGGAAGCUCUAAGUGAAGAAUUAAAUAGCUGUGUUGAUAAGUUGGCAAAAUCAAGUCUUUUAGAGCACAGAAUUGCUACUAUGAAGCAAGAACAGAAGUCUUGGGAACACCAGAGCGAAAGCUUGAAAUCACAGCUAGUGGCUUCACAGGAAAAGGUUCAGAAUUUAGAAGACACCCUGCAGAAUGUAAACCUGCAAAUGUCCCGAAUUAAAUCUGAUCUACGAGUGACUCAGCAGGAAAAGGAGGCUUUAAAACAAGAAGUGAUGUCUCUACACAAGCAACUUCAGAAUGCUGGUGACGAGAACUGGGCCCCAGAAAUAGGCACCCAUCCAUCAGGAUUCCAUAACCAACAGCAAAGGCUGUCCUGGGACAAGUUGGAUCACCUGAUGAAUGAGGAACAACAGCUGCUUUGGCAAGAGAAUGAGAGACUCCAAACUGUGGUACAGAACACCAAAGCGGAACUCAUACACUCCCGGGAGAAGGUCCGUCAACUGGAAUCCAACCUUCUUCCUCCUAAGCUCCAAAAACAUCUAAACUCAUCAGGUACUGUGAAGCCCACAGAGCAGGAAAAGGUGAGCUUAAAGAGAGAGUGUGAACAGUUUCAAAAGGAACGAUCUCCUGCUAAUAGGAAGGCACACCUUGGAGAUAUUCUGGGUUCAGUUCCAGACCACCACAAUAAAGUUAGUCAGAUGAAUUCCCUUGAACGAGAAUUAGAAACAAUUCAUUUGGAAAAUGAAGGCCUGAAAAAGAAACAAGUAAAACUGGAUGAGCAGCUAAUGGAGAUGCAGCACCUGAGGUCCACUGUGAUGCUUAGCCCAUCCCCUCAUGCUUGGGAUCUGCAGCUGCUCCAGCAGCAAGCCUGUCCAAUGGUUCCCAGGGAGCAAUUUCUGCAGCUUCAAUAUCAGCUGCUACAGCCAGAAAGGAUAAACCAGUGCCUGCAGGAGGAACUUGAAAACAGGACUUCUGAAAUCAACACACCACAGGGAAACCAGGAACACCUGGUAACUGUCAUGGAGGAACGAAUGAUGGAAGUUGAACAAAAAUUGAAACUGGUGAAAAGGCUUCUUCAGGAGAAAGUGAAUCAGCUCAAAGAACAACUCUGCAAGAAUACUAAAGCAGAUGAGAUGGUGAAGGAUUUGUAUGUGGAAAAUGCCCAGUUGUUGAAAGCUCUGGAAAUAACUGAACAGCGACAAAAAACAGCAGAGAAGAAAAAUUACCUCCUAGAGGAGAAGAUUGCCAGCCUCAGUAAUAUAGUCAGGAAUCUGACACCAGCACCAUUGACUUCUACACCUCCCUUAAGAAGUUUCAUUUGGGAGCUUGUCUUCUAAGAAAUGGAUAAAGCCACAUUCUUAAAGCGUUUGAACUAUAGGGUAAGCACUGAACAAACUGCUUUGGAGUAAACAGCUACUCCUAGAAGAGAGAGAAGUAAACCAUGUGGGUUUUUCUCUCUCUAAAGUCUUGGAUUUCAUGAACUUAUAUUUGGGGUUGCCUCAAGAACUCAGGGAACAAUACUUUAAGACGUCUUCCUGAAAUACUGUAGGGCCUCGUUAAGAAUUUGAAAUGUAUAAACCAUGUGACCUUAUUUAUUUGUCAUAUAUUUAGAGCCAUAGUGGGAUUUUUAUUUCUACAUUUUUAGUGAAUUUAAUUUUCUGGAAAAAGGCCUUGAUUUUAGAGUUAAAAACCUCUUCUAACAUAUGGAAGAGUUACUGUUUGCUUGUUUGUUUAAUAUAGGUCAAAAUUUC
Lagenorhynchus albirostris (white-beaked dolphin) is the source of this 7250-nucleotide messenger RNA. It is a transcript of the gene NIN, whose product is annotated as ninein. Gene Ontology annotation, molecular function: calcium ion binding. Gene Ontology annotation, cellular component: centriole; mitotic spindle pole; centrosome. The coding region runs from base 204 to 6836 and encodes 2210 amino acids. NCBI's taxonomy places the organism in Eukaryota, Metazoa, Chordata, Mammalia, Artiodactyla, Delphinidae. The transcript has 34 exons. Gene Ontology annotation, biological process: microtubule anchoring at centrosome; centrosome localization; centrosome-templated microtubule nucleation. The record is from RefSeq and is a predicted model, not a curated record.